AUGGAUAAAGGUGGUCCUGAUGGCCCUGGGCCAAUGCGCCAAAACCCCACGGCACAAAGGCUAGCAGAAGUGAUGGCGGCAUGGGUGCCUGCCUCACAGGAGGGCAUCUAUCAUCGAUAUCUGCAGUCACUCUCGCCGGAUUAUGACCAUCUGCUGACAUUUUCACGAAACGAUCGGAUAUGGCGCUUUUCCCACGUCCCGCCUCACCGGCGUGGCUAUCAUUCUGAAAUAUCCACUCUCGCCUCGCCGAUACAUAUUCUUGAUAUGAGCGAAGUAGUUGCUACCGAUCAAAAGUACGAUGGAACAGACCUGGCUUCCAUGAAAAUCAUGAAGGAUUUGUUUGCCAGGUCUCCACCCCGCAUCGUUUGUGCCCAGCACCUCACUUGCUUGAGCAUGGAAGCAUUGGGAUCCGGGCUCUCAAUGGACCCUAACGUGCUCAGCCACCAUAUUGGGAUGUCGUUCAAGGGAAUCGAGCAAACCACAGGCCUUGAGACAAUAGGGACCUCAAAGACCAAAACCGAAGAUAUUCACACUUCAAUUGGAGUAUAUGAGAGAGAAAGAAACCUGCAAAUUGUCAAAGCCGGACUGGGGCCGUUUCAAUUCGCAAAUGUGGACCAUGCGAAAGACCUCACCCUCCGUGAUUCGGUCUCAAGAACCAUAAUUACUCCGUACUGUGACCCACUGACGAUUUCCAUCGACAUACCGCGGACAAUAUAUGUACAAGGGUAUCAGGACCAGAACGCCGGAGCAAGCGCCAUCAAAUCUUUGAGAACAGAAUCUUUGGGGCUGCAAGACGUCGUAUUGAACCGCCGCAUUGCUCGACAGAGAUUUGCAGACAAUGAUUUCAUAUGCGACCAGGGUGAAAAGUACACACAAAAUGGCUUGGAUAUCCUCCAGCAUGUCACGAUUCACGUCACAGAAAGCCAAGUCCUGGUUCUAUUUCCUCCGUAUCCCGAGUUUCCGGAACAGGACGGCGAUAACGAUCCUUGGAUUUUCCUUGAUCCCUUGUCCCUAAGGGAUAGUACGAAAACAUUCCGGGAGUUCUGUGAGACCCAUGACGGCAAUGUCAAUGAGAGAGCAGAGCAAGCCAGUUGCAACAACCAGACACGAGUUUACGAUGUGGAUGUAUUCGCCAAAGAUAUUUCGGAAAGCUACUGCCAGGGUUGGAGCCGUGCCAAUUAUCUCGACAAGACCACUCCUAUGAGGGCACACGUUGUCUACCUUGUGCGGUGGUAUGCUAUCAACGCAUGGUUCAAUCGCCUGCAAAGUUUGGAAUCUCAGCUUCAUGACCUCAGUUCUGACUUGCUACAAAUAAUCUAUGAAGAUGAAACCAACAGACAACAACUUGAAAAAAGGUCCCAAAACAGCUUUAUCCAGACAUAUGGAAGAGAGAUCAUAGAUGCUAUCCAUCGCUACAUUACCUCGCUGGAUCUCGAAUGUGAUCGAUUGGAAAACGAACACGAAGAAUUGGCUUCCACUAACGAUAAUUUUCACCGGACACAAGUGAGGCAGGUGUGGAAGGAAUAUUGUUUUAUUAGAACUCGAAUGCGUCAUCUGCUCAAUCAAGCACAGAGUCUAUUUGAAAGAAAGGCAACUGAGAUUCAAGUCUCCCAGGAAAGUAUGGAUUCCACCCGAAGCCACACCGGAAGAAGCCAUUCCGAAGUGAGCCAACAAUCAGACACAGAUGAUGACAUGGUGAAGGAUGAAAAUAGUGAUUUUUGA
Messenger RNA from Penicillium salamii, 1722 nucleotides. The record is from the annotation of a GenBank genome assembly. NCBI's taxonomy places the organism in Eukaryota, Fungi, Ascomycota, Eurotiomycetes, Eurotiales, Aspergillaceae.